AUUGGACUUUUGACUUAAAACUUUAGUUGCCAUAGUAACCGAGCUAUAGCCCUUUUAUUACCCAGUCCAUGUUAAUAUACUUUUAUAGUCUAUUUUAUUGCACAAAGAUAAUAAGAACCAAAAGGGCGGUGUUAACGUUUAACAUUACCUCCAGUACACUAGGUGGCGAUGUGCGCAAUUCAUUCACAAGUCUGGUUAUACGAAAAGAAGAAAAUUACACACACGACAUGUGAGAAAUACAAGGGUUUGAACUGUUUUCAAACAUGAAUCUCAGUAUGACUCGGAAGGGAGUUCGUGUGUUUCGGUAUACGGCGACUCUUUUGCAUUCAAGAAGACUGUCACAGGAUGUUCAACUCUCAUCUGAACAAACUAAUCCUGAUCCUGAUCAUGCUGACAUGAAAGAGGAGACCAGACGAGCACGGAGAGCACCAGAUACAGCAUCUGUUUUUCUUUUCCCUGGGCAGGGCAGUCAGUUCGUCGGCAUGGGGAGAGGACUGUUGAAAUAUGGAAAUGUCAAAGAGAUGUUUUCUGUAGCUCAAAAAGUGCUUGGUUAUGAUCUACUGUCUUUGUGUUUAAAUGGACCCGAGAAAGAUCUGAUGAAAACUGUUCACUGCCAGCCGGCAGUAUUUGUGUGCUCACUGGCUGCUGUGGAAAGACUGAACCACGAAAAUCCUGCUGCUAUUGAAAGCUGUGUGGCCGCUGCAGGGUUCAGUGUUGGAGAGUUUAGUGCUUUGGUCUUCUCUGGUGCAGUGGACUUUGCUGAAGCUCUGUUUGCUGUAAAGGUGAGGGCGGAGGCUAUGCAGAAGGCCUCCGACCAAGUGGCGAGUGGCAUGCUGUCCGUUAUUGGCCGAACCCAGGCCAACUACAAACAUGCCUGUCUUCAAGCUAGGGAGCACUGCCUUUCUCUUGGUAUCCAAGAGCCUGUGUGUGCCAUCGCAAACUACCUUUUUCCGGAUGGGAGAAUAAUAGCUGGACACAAAGAGGCUUUGGAUUUCCUUCAAGAGAAUUCCAAAAAGCUGCACUUCACAAGAACUCGAAUGCUGCCGGUGAGCGGCGCCUUUCACACCGCCCUGAUGGAGCCUGCGGUCGAACCCCUGAGAGACGUCCUCAGACGGAUAGAGAUACGGUGCCCAGAGAUCACCGUACACUCUAAUGUGGAUGGAAAGCGUUACAUGCAUGACAAGCACAUACAGAAGCAGCUGGCCAAACAGCUGGUGUCUCCAGUGAAGUGGGAGCAGACGCUGCAUGAGAUUUACGAAAGAGCCCAGGGGCGAGACUUUCCUCACACUUACGAGGUGGGGCCGGGUAGACAGUUAGGCUCGACUCUUCAAAAGUGCAACAUGAAAGCAUUUAAGAAUUAUACACAUGUAGAUGUUACGCUGCAAGAUGACUGAUGUUUGUGCAAUAAAAAGGAACCGUUGACUUUUUAAAAAAACACAAAAUAAGAAACAUUUUUAUAUUUGAAUAUUUUAUUGCGCAAAAAUUAUGUUUUGGAAAGCCCAGCCUUCUUAAAUAGUUCAGAAAUGCUUUUAGAGGAAGAGUUAACAAUUCAAUAGCCUAAUUGUCCAGCAAUAGAACACAAAAACACAUCUUUCACAGACCUGCACAUAUAUAAAUAUACAUAUAUAUGUGUGAACCAGCACUUAAAAACAGUAUAGUCGUUAUAAAAGAAAAUGCAAAUAAAAGCUUUGGUAAAGGUUUGGUAACAUUUGACCACUGUAAGGCCAAAGACCAGCUUUUGCCCCUCAUACCUCACAAAACCCACCCACCCAU
Molecule: messenger RNA, 1773 nt
Organism: Paramisgurnus dabryanus
Lineage: Eukaryota; Metazoa; Chordata; Actinopteri; Cypriniformes; Cobitidae
Gene: mcat
Product: malonyl CoA:ACP acyltransferase (mitochondrial)
Molecular function (GO): transferase activity
Source: RefSeq, a predicted model, not a curated record